GAGGGGUCACAGCCACCGUAGCACGCCCAGCGCACCUCUCCGCUAACAAGCUCGUCACCUAACAAAGAGCACCCCAAAACUGAGGGCGGGAAAGGGUUUGUUUCUUAUCCGAGACACUAAGAGUCAAAUUUAUGAAUGAUUUACUCCUGGCGUUGAGGGCUCGAUGCAAAUGAGCAUAAAGGAAGUUGUCAGCAGCACCAUGCUCUGGCCAAUGGUAGGAAAGCUCCAUCUUAGCUGUGCCACGGGCUGCAUUAAAAAAAGGGACCAGAACAGCGCUCUUUCAGCAUCCUUUCAGACAAGAGCCCCCAAAUCUGUGACAGCGAGCACGCUAAGGCAUCUCGUCAAGAAUGGCAACCCUCAACAGCACUCACUGGAACGAGACUACAUCCAUUUCUCAGUAUCUGGGCUUUCAGGUGCAGAAAAUUUACCCUUUCCACGACAACUGGAACACUGCCUGCUUUAUUAUUCUGAUCAUAUUCAUCUUUACUGUAGUUUCUCUGGUGGUGUUGGCUUUCCUCUAUGAACUGCUAGACUGUUGCUGCUGCGUGAAAAAUAAGACUGUGAAAGACUUGGAGAAUGAACCCAAUCCUGUUAGAGCAAUGCUGAACAGCUUCAGAAAGCACGAAACAGAGGUGGUGUAAGAAGGACUGAGCAUCAGCACUUGAAGAACGUUUAACACCUCGAAUGAAGCCUCUUGUACCUUACGAAUGAGCAAGUCACACGCGUUUUUUCUUUUGGACUUAAAUAUAAUAGCAACGGUUAUCAUUUUAUCUCUGGAUGUGAACUUGAAAAAUUGGCAAAGGUUUUCCAAGUGCUUAGCAGAAGGAUGAUCUGUUACAAUGUUAUGGGGGAAGAAAAUAUUUUUGUUUUUAAAUGACCUUUUGUUGUUUAUAUUGAGUUACUAGCAUAGAUCUUUGUCUACCUGAACAAGAAAAUGUUGCCUAACGUGCAUAAAACUAUGUUGCUUAACUGGAGAAAACGUUUAUAAAAACGCUCAACAAUCUGAUCAUAAAGGACAGGGCAGUGUCCUCCUGCUGAGGUCAACCACACACAGACAGGAAAGACAUACAAGGGGCGAGAAAAAACAUACCAGAUAGAAGGGUUGAAUGGUGAGAGAUCCCACAAGACAGGAGAAGCUUGUGUGAAUUCUUGCCUUCGGCAGCUCUUAUUACAGGUUUCUUGCUUUUAGAAGAGAGGGCGGUGGGAGGAAAAGUAAGCUAAUGUGAAACGUAUCCCUCAAACGGUCUUUUCUAACCUCCUGUGGUACAAUGUGACCCAUUCUCCCUCCCCUUCUCCAGUUCCAGAGAACUGAUCUCCCCUUACUUCAUGUUCAGCCUGUUUAACAACUUCUCCGUGUCGAGAUGUGACUAAUGUGCUACCUUCAGAAUAUCUGACUACUUCCACAAAAGCAUAGUGUAGUGGUGCCACGAUUUAGAAGGAACAGGGGCGUUUUUCUGCCCCAAGGCUGCUGCCUCUACUGUAACCACAACACUACAGGGAGUCAGAUGUACUGGAUAUGUCAUUCCUACCUUAACUUUUCAAAGCUGAACUGGAACUGACCGAGCUCUUGACAAGAAACGCAAAUGGGUCGUAGACCUCCCACACCGAUGACGAUGACAGCGAUUUCGCCCAGCCCGCAAGGCAGCUCUCAGGUGUCGACACGCUUCAGAAAGGAGGCCACACCGGGAUAAGCCCUGCGCUAGAGCCGGCAGGAUGGAUGCACAGCGAGAAGUGCCUUCAUUUUGCACAAGGGAAUCUCAGCUCCCUUCAUCAGCCUGCCGAUGCAUCCCAGCGUUCACACCCACACCCUUCUCACAAACUGACCGCCUAACACAUACCUCUAGCUCACCAGAUUAUUUCUUUUCUGUAGCUGCAUUGCGUCUACAGUUUUUAAAACCGUACAAGUUUUGCAGUUACAAAUUACAACUGCAAUAACGGCGUCCAACGGCGCGGCCAUCAGUAUUGCCCGGUUCAGUAUGCCUAAGCUCCGGAAGAUCUGGACACACUGAAAGACUUGCUAAUUUGACUCUUCCUGGUUGGUGAGAUGGAGUCAGGCCACUACGAACCAGCGCAGCUAGUCCUGCGAUUCACCUGGAGGAGCAAGCUCCUUUCUGCAAUCACAAAACGACACAACUACCGCUGCAACCACUCAUCUCGGAUACACUUGUCACGGUGACGUUUCACCAGUACCAGUCCCUCGCGCAGAGAACGUUUUUAGCUAAGAAUCAAACCAUAAGCACAAUUAAUGGAAGCCGAUGUCCCAGGGACAAGACGUUUUAGGAUUCACACUGAGACACACGACGAAGACAGUGUUCGUGCUGUACAUGUGUUCUGCUGUCAGGGAGACUGGGUUGAUGCCUCGUUACCUUCUGCUGCAUUUGACAGAGUCAGCCCUGAAAGACCCGUGUCCCGCUCAAGAGAGGCAAGAGCAGCCAUCGGGACGCACUGAAUGAAUUAAGAUUCCUCUUUCCUGAAGGCAAACACUCCGAACGACAAUGGGACGGCUUUCCGUUCGCAGUGUUCCUACAAAACGCUCAUCGUCGCUGCACACAAGAAGGCAGUGUGCAGGAAGUAACAUGGCUAGCCUCUGCUACGCUGGCUUCGUGUUCUUACGCCUUCCUGAGAAGCACACGCAAGGAAAAAUCUUGGGACUCCUUCCAGCUACUUAUUUCACAGAUCUACCAACGGGCUGGGUGUCUGCCCAAGGAACAGAAGACAAAGAUCUCCCCUUGCACAGCCCUUGAGCCUCAGGACGAUGCUUUCCCACCUGUAGGCGAAGUAGUGAAACAGCUCCUGGAGACUUCAGCUCUUGGUUACUUGCUGGCUAAGAUCACUAAAGGUCUUAAGAUAAAGACUAAGAUCUUAGCCACGACUUACUAUUGACCAAUAAAAAGAAAUAAA
Chroicocephalus ridibundus (black-headed gull) is the source of this 2901-nucleotide messenger RNA. It is a transcript of the gene SMIM18, whose product is annotated as small integral membrane protein 18. The record is from RefSeq and is a predicted model, not a curated record. The transcript has 3 exons. NCBI's taxonomy places the organism in Eukaryota, Metazoa, Chordata, Aves, Charadriiformes, Laridae. Bases 348 to 641 code for a protein of 97 amino acids.